Molecule: messenger RNA, 1399 nt
Organism: Monomorium pharaonis (pharaoh ant)
Lineage: Eukaryota; Metazoa; Arthropoda; Insecta; Hymenoptera; Formicidae
Gene: MRG15
Product: mortality factor 4-like protein 1
Exons: 6
Coding region: 297-1193 (298 amino acids)
Biological process (GO): chromatin organization; regulation of DNA-templated transcription
Cellular component (GO): nucleus; NuA4 histone acetyltransferase complex
Source: RefSeq, a predicted model, not a curated record
UAAUUCACGGUAAUAGAAUUGACAUGACCAUCGUGGCGUCCGACGAUCGAAAAGUGAAUAUUAUUUUAGUGUUGCAUAAAAAUAAAUUUUCCGUCGUUGCUCAUCAUCCAAUUUAUUAUGCAAUUGACAAAAUAAAAUAAUUCCAGUAAGUGUCACACAAGAUACAAAAAUGCCACCGAAAUGUAAAUUUCAAGAAGGGGAGAAGGUUCUGUGCUUUCAUGGACCUCUCAUUUAUGAAGCCAAGUGUUUAAAGUCCUCUAUUACUAAGGAAAAACAAAUUAAAUAUUUCAUUCACUAUGCUGGUUGGAAUAAAAAGUACGAUUUCUACACAUGUCUGGGAUGAAUGGGUUCCUGAGAGCAGAGUGCUCAAAUAUAACGAGGCAAAUGUACAGAAACAAAAAGAAGUCCAGCGAGCACACUCAAAUCAGCAAUCUGCUCAGAAAAACAAAAAGGGAAAUACAUCAACUAAAACACAGGGGCGAAGGAGCGAAGGAGGUAGAGAGAAAGAUGCUGACAGUAGGUCGAGCACACCAGUCGCUGACAAGAGUACAAGCCGUUUUAGCAAGGGUACAAGUAAUACAGUAACACCCUCAUCUUCUCAUGAAUCUGUGUCUGAACCACCACGUAAAAAACGAAGUCGACUAGAGCCAUCCGGCGAAACUGAGGAAUAUCUUACAAGAGUAGAAGUUAAGAUCAAGUUACCUGAAGAAUUGAAAUUUGUGCUUAUAGACGAAUCCGAAAUAAUAUUGAAGCACCACAAACUACCCGCGUUACCUGUACAAAAUACAGUCGACAAGAUCCUAGAUGAUUAUGUAGAAGCAAAAUCAUCUGGGAAGUCCAAUGACGUUAGAGAAAGUACGUUGGAAAUAACGAAAGGUAUUCGAGAGUAUUUCAAUAUCACAUUGGGCCUUCAGCUGCUAUAUAAAUGGGAACGGCCGCAGUUUAUACAGAUAAUGAAUGACAAUCCAGAAACGGUGCCAAGUCAGUUGUACGGGGCAUUCCAUCUCCUUAGACUUUUUGUUCGACUUGGUGGCAUGCUUUCUUAUACGCCUUUAGAUGAGAAAAGUAUACAGCUGUUACUGUCGCAUUUUCAUGAUUUCCUGCAAUACUUGCAAAAAAAUAAUGCUGAGCUCUUCAAUCUUCAACAAGAUUACACAGAUCCGUCACCGGACUAUCAUCGAAAAUACGGUUAAACAUCAGUAAUUAUUUUACAAGUUUAUAUGUAUUUAAACAAAUGUAUUACUUUUGCAGAAUAUUUUAUUGGCAAUCUCACAGAGAUGCUGUUUGAAUUCAUUUGUGUUACGAAGUUAAUAUAUAAUCGGGCAUAGACUGAUAUAAUCAAAUGGCUAAUAAAUUAUAAUUUUAUUAUUAUAGCUAAAAUACAAUGUCGCAAAACAAA